AAAAAGAAACGCAACAGCCGUGGUUCGCGGAGAAGCGAGACUUCACUCCCAUGCAAGCAGUUCCUUCUCCCUCUCGUCCUCAGCCAUUCCUAUGAUUGCAUGCAUAAUAUAUGGUGGUGGGUUCAAUUAUAUUCAAAUCAUCUUGUUGUUGUUCCUGCUCGGAACCGAAACCCCCAAAAUCGAAAACUUCCUGAGGAGAAAAUCGGGGAAGGGGAAGAUAAAGAAGACAAAGUUGAGCCUGAGUCCACCCUGGUGAUGCAACCUGCAGAGAGAACCGGUGAAGGAGAAGAUGUAAAAAACAAAGUUGAGCUGGAGUCCUCCUUGGUGAUGCAACCUGAAGAGAAAAUCGGUGAAGGAGAAGAUGUUAAAAACAAAGUAGAUAAUAUCAGCAAGGACUCCUGUGGUUCCUCAAACAGUUAUGGGACUAAUCUUUCUCUAUAUAGGAAUAGAAAAAGGUGGUACAAGGUAAGGUUCUCAGAGAUGCAUUACCGUGAUGAGCAGGUAGCUUUGCUGCUAGACGCACUUAAAUGUGAUAAGUUUGAACUCCCUUCUAUUUAUCGAUACCAUAGUAUCCGUUUGUUUGAAGCUUACAUGACAUAUGCUGAGGCUCAAAAAGUCCGUGCGUUGGAAGAAGUUGCGUAUGUUGGAUUGGUUCCAAUGAGUGACAAUGUGCAGUCUGCAAAACGAACCAAGUCUGGAAUUUUUGAGGCUAGACCAAAAUCAAAGAAACAAAAGCGUAGCCUAGGCAGCAUACUCUCAGAGCGGAGACAAAACAAAGAGAAAUGGAGGUAUAAUGAAGAUUUGGAGCAGGAGGCUAAAAUAGAGGAUUCCGAAGAAGAAGACUUCUCAGAGGAUGAAUGGAGCAGAGAUUACAGUGGUUCCGAUGACACAUACGAGGGUUAUUAUGGUUUUGAUGAGUUUGGGAAAAGGUGGUACAAAGUAUGCUUGUUAGAUGAGAAAACAAAGGAUGAUCAGGUAGCUUUGCUGCUAGACGUGCUUAAUUGUGACCAGUCUGGAAUUCGUUCUAUUUAUGUAUAUCAUACUCCGGAUCUGUUUAAAGCUCGCAUGACCAAGGAAGAGGCCGAUAGAGUUGCUGGGUUGGGAGAAGUUGAGUUUGUGGAGCCACUAAGUUAUAUCAUAGCCCUUGAUUAGGACUUAGGCUAUCUUGCAAGUUGAUGAAAGUGACCAAGAAUGUCGUGUAAUCAUUUUCAUGUUACGUAUUAGUAUUGGACUUGGAACUACUUGUAUUUAAUGGGAAUGUCUUUUGAAGUUACUAAUUUAGUGGGAGGCUAUCAAGAAAGUGUCCCAAAGGUUUUCA
Theobroma cacao (cacao) is the source of this 1318-nucleotide messenger RNA. NCBI's taxonomy places the organism in Eukaryota, Viridiplantae, Streptophyta, Magnoliopsida, Malvales, Malvaceae. The record is from RefSeq and is a predicted model, not a curated record.